UAAACAAAAAUGGAGAAAGUUGAUACCAAGAACAGGAUCCCACAUAUUCCUCGGGCUAAUGUGCCCCUGCCAACCCACACAAGAUGCACCCAUCCCAAAUCAUCAUCAUCCCCAUUCUUUUCACCUCCCAUACUACAAAUUAUUUCAGCAAUAUUCACUAAUUAACACUGAAUCUAAAUCCCCAAUUAAGGAAAAACAUUGAUUAGUUUAACAAAACUAAAAAAGAAGGCAGAAGGGAGCGAGGACGUGUUGGUUUUAAGGCCCUAUGGGCGAGUGGAAGGAAAAGGCCCAAGCCACCUCUCCCCUGUCCGUGUGCGCAAGAGAACGGUGGCCUUUAGAGAGGGAGAGAGGAGGCCAUCUUUGGAGUCGUUCGUUUCGAUCGCAUCUCUCUCUUCCCAUCACUUCGCUGUUUGCUUCGCUCACCUGGUGUUCCCUCUCUUCUUCUCAGUUCUCCCUCUUGGAGGAAUCCGCCUCUCUUCUUCUCCGCGAUGGCUGUUCAGGCCCAGUACCCAUCCAACGUUCUGCUUCAAAACCGAAGAGAGCAGGAGAGAGAGAUCGUGGAGUUUUCCCAAGCGCCAACUCGGUUCGUGGACCAAUCCGCCGUGUUCUUCUCCAAUGGAGGCUUUGUUUGGUGGCAGCCAGUGGGAAUCCACGGAAGCGGAUGAGGGAAGCGGCGCCCAAUCCAAUGGCAAACGCGGCGCAGGGGAACUCCACUGAUCUGCUCUCCCUACGACCGCCGUCUGCUGCGUCUCUCUCUCCCCCAACGGUGAUAAGCCUCGCCCAGCUCCAUGCCCGUCCUUCUCCCGUCGUCUCCACCGGCCUCCGUGUCGCCUUGGAAGACCAGCAACAGUACCAGAACCCCAACCAAUCCAAUCCCCUGUUUUCCUCUUCGCUCUUCUCCCCGGUUCUCUCCAACGACCUCACUCCCCAACUCAACCAAGACCAGCAAGAAUUCGACCGUUUCCUCCGCGCGCAGGGAGAGCAGCUCCGCCGGACGCUGGCGGAGAAGAGGCAUAGGCACUGCGCGUCUAUGCUGUGCGCGGCGGAGGCGGCGGCGGCUCGGACACUGAGGGAGAAGGAGGCUGAGGUGGACCGGGCGGUCAGGUGGAGGACCGAGCUCGAGGGGCGGCUCGCCCGCCUAAAGGAGGUGUCUUUGGCAUGGCAGGCCAAGACCAUGGCCGACCAGGAGGCCGCCGCCGUCCUCCAAGCCCAGCUCCAGCAGGCCCAGGCCGCCGCCGCCGCAGCGGCCGAGGAGAGGGAGACGGAGUGCCGCGACCCCCGGGCCCAGGACGCCGAGUCGGCCCACGUCGACCCCGACCGGGCACCUUCGGCGAUGUGCCGAUCGUGCCGGGAGGCGCCGGCGUCGGUGGUGGUUCUCCCCUGCCGCCACCUCUGCCUCUGCCCCGACUGCGGCGCCGCCCACUCCUGCCCUGUCUGCCAUUGCGCCACCACCGGAAGCCUCCACGUUUUCUUCUCCUAAAAAAGGCGCCCCUCCAGCCCCUUACCGCCACCUCCCAAAACCCAUCACCAGCCGUCCAAACUUGCAGCCAAAAAAUAAUAGAAGAUUAGGAAAUUUAGAACGGAAUAGACCUCAGUAGAGAAUAUUUGGUAUUUAUUUUGGUUGCAUAUUUUUACGUUUUUUUUUUUUUUUUUUCUCUGGUCGUGAGAUGGAAUCAACUCAUUAAGUGGGCAUGCGGGCCUCAAGUCGGGGGGAGAACGAGGCCGUGCCGUUCGGUCGGCAUCCUCACGUCUUUUCGACCGUCCGUCCGCUUACGUCGGUUACAGUCAUGUAACGCGUACCGCUCCCACCGUGCGGUCGGUCGUCGCGGGAGGAAGGUGUUUGUAUCGCGUCUAAAAAAUCUCUGAGGAUUUGAUGACUGCAUUAAAUUUAUCUCAAAUAAUGAUCUGUCCGUAACGCCAGGGGGGCAUAAAAAACAUUGAAGUUUAUAUAGACCCAGCCCAAAAUUUAAUUAAAAAUAAAUAAAAUUUAGUUUUGAAGUCCGGCCCAUAAUCAGCUAGUAAUUGAUGCAACUUACAUUA
Molecule: messenger RNA, 2040 nt
Organism: Phoenix dactylifera (date palm)
Lineage: Eukaryota; Viridiplantae; Streptophyta; Magnoliopsida; Arecales; Arecaceae
Source: RefSeq, a predicted model, not a curated record